This is a messenger RNA of Aspergillus alliaceus, 1056 nucleotides long. Its product is annotated as glycoside hydrolase family 11 protein. The transcript is spliced from 2 exons. The coding region runs from base 245 to 940 and encodes 231 amino acids. Lineage: Eukaryota; Fungi; Ascomycota; Eurotiomycetes; Eurotiales; Aspergillaceae. Gene Ontology annotation, biological process: xylan catabolic process. Gene Ontology annotation, molecular function: hydrolase activity, hydrolyzing O-glycosyl compounds. The record is from RefSeq and is a predicted model, not a curated record.
CGCCAAAUUGACCUCAACGCUCGUCAGGCCUUCGUCGGAGAUGAUCACCGAUAUGCCUAAACUGAGAUAACCCAUCCAGGGCUUCUCCACACUUGGCGUCACUGGUUGCUGUUCAUGUUGAAUAGCAAGAUGCUGAAACCUGCAGGGAAAAGUAUAUAAGUGACGAUCAGGCCCCUCGAGAAUGUACCAUCGCAUCGCAUCUCACCCACUCUAAACCAAGGCCAUCUAUCAGGGAGACACCAAAAUGGUCUCUUUCUCCUCUCUUUUCCUAAUCUGCUCUAUGGCAGUGAGAGCCUUGGCAACUCCGAUUGAGCCACUUGAAGAACGGCCGGGCGAGUUCAACGAAACCUCCCUCCACGAGCUGGUCGGCCGCUCCACCCCCAGCGGCACGGGCUACAACAACGGCUACUACUACUCCUUCUGGACCGAUGGCGGUGGCGACGUAACCUACACAAACGGUAACGGCGGCUCCUACAGCGUGCGAUGGUCGAACGUCGGCAACUUCGUUGGCGGCAAGGGAUGGAACCCUGGAAGCUCUCGAGCGAUAACCUACUCCGGCAGCUUCAACCCCAGCGGAAACGGCUACCUCGCCGUCUACGGCUGGACUACGGACCCCCUGAUCGAAUACUACAUCGUCGAGUCCUAUGGUACGUACAACCCCGGCAGCGGCGCCACCUACAAGGGCCAAGUGACCUCCGACGGAGGAACAUAUAAUAUUUACACCUCUGUCCGGUACAAUGCGCCCUCUAUUAUUGGGACGGCGACGUUCACGCAGUUUUGGUCUGUGAGGACCUCGAAGCGAGUCGGUGGGACCGUUACUACGGGGAACCAUUUUAAUGCAUGGAAGCAAUAUGGAUUGACACUGGGGAAGCAUAAUUAUCAGAUUGUGGCGACGGAGGGAUAUCAGAGUAGUGGGUCUUCGUCGAUUACUGUUUCCUAAGGGUUAGUUGGUUCGUUGUGUGGGACAUGAUGUGUGGGUUGUGAGACUUGGUGAAGAUGGGUACGCUACUCGGGCGAUAGGUGAUGGGCUUAGGCUUGCGGGAUAGCGAUUGGGGU